AUGUUUCGAACGAGACGGGCACAUCAAAAAUCCAGAAUGGGGUGUUUCGCGUGCAAGCGGCGGAAAAGAAAGUGCGAUGAGCUGAAACCAUCAUGCACGCGCUGCGAAUCGACUUUCCAAAAAUGCAGUUACCCACCAGCAGUGUCCCCUGCUGCAGAUGAGCCAAGGGACACAUUAUCCUUACCGAGUCCGCCAUGCAGCCAUUUUUCAGGGUCUCCAAAUGCCUCUGCAUUUUCGGAAGACUCGCCAUCAUUUGAGACAUCAGUUCCGUUGACUCCCGCAUCUGUGGAAGCAGCAUCGUACUCCGAUGCCAAUGGGGAUCCUGCCAUGCGACUAUCCGAUGCCGACCUCUACCAACAUUACCUGGAGCAUACGAGUCGUACACUGACGCACUUUCCUGGAGGUCAGGAUGCAUUCCAAACGGCCAUACCAGCUCUGGCAUUGCGCAACAAAAUGGUCUUCUAUUCACUGCAAGCCCUUUCUGCAGUUUGUAUAUGUGGUGACAUGAUAGAUGAAGAACCUCCUCCCAGCCUAGAUGCUAUCAAUCAUAUCUUGAUGACCGGGUAUCGCCUCUGCAAUCUGGCGAGCGAGCAGAUGAGAGACUUGAUCGCACAGCCUGAUACACGUACUUCAGAAAUGGAACUUCUCUUGGCGAGUGCCUUGCUGUUAGUCCCUUUCACGACGGUGAGCCAGCAAGUAAGCCAUUGGAUAUCAAGCAAAAGGAAGACGAGCAAGUCCCACAAACUCCUCUCAACGACUCCAAGAGAUGUAAUAGUCAUGAUGCGGGGAAUAAGGGCGACGGUCCAAGCAUUGGAUUCACGCGAGUCGAUUGCGCCCCCAGAGACUAGACUUGCAGCAGACACACCGUCGCCGUUGCUAAGCGUUAAUGGCUCAACGCCACUGCCUCCAUCGCGCACGCAUGUCAUGUUCCCAAUCAUCGCUGCGACCAGUCAAGCAGCGUUAUCCAGGCUUCAAGAGCGUCUGAAGUCUCUCCUCCACAGCAAUGUUGGUCACGAGCGAAAUCAAUCAUCUGCCUGCGCCACCGCCUUCGAAUUCCUUGUCAACAUCAGAACCAAGGCAUUCUCCCAAUCAGACUCAUCCGCACCACGACCUACCAGACUCACGGCGAAGGAACCGCGAACAGGAUUGUGGCUGCGAUGCUAUGCGAGCGGACAUGCGAUUCUACGGCCCACAGAACCACUAACAUACCAUUUUCUCGCCUUCCUUGUCCAGGCUCCGCAAGCAUACCUCGACCUCGUCCUUCCGCUACUUGACCAGCGACUAGAAAGCCCACCUGCAUCCAGUCACACAUUAUCACAAUUGACAAAGGAGCAGGCUCUUGCUCUCGACAUCUAUGCACACUGGUCCGUGCUCAUGUUUUUGGUCGAGGAAGAGUCGUGGUGGAUUGGGAAGCUGCCGAUUGUCACGCUUACGGGGAUGGUGAAUAGAUAUGGCGAUAAUUUUGUGGGUAGGUUGUGGCCGGAGGAGAGCCAUAGUCAGGAGCAGUGGUGGCCGGGUAGUAUGUUGAGGAUUUUGCGGGAGGUGAAAGGGUGUCGAUGACGUUCGCUUUCUUGGUUGGACGUUUAGAUUACCGACCCAGACUGGCUUCGUGGCCUUUCUUGCUCUACAUUCUGCCACGGAAUAGGAC
Messenger RNA from Lindgomyces ingoldianus, 1648 nucleotides. RefSeq lists its product as uncharacterized. The record is from RefSeq and is a predicted model, not a curated record. The coding region runs from base 1 to 1560 and encodes 519 amino acids. NCBI's taxonomy places the organism in Eukaryota, Fungi, Ascomycota, Dothideomycetes, Pleosporales, Lindgomycetaceae. The transcript is spliced from 2 exons. Gene Ontology annotation, biological process: regulation of transcription by RNA polymerase II. Gene Ontology annotation, molecular function: zinc ion binding; DNA-binding transcription activator activity, RNA polymerase II-specific.